Messenger RNA from Chenopodium quinoa (quinoa), 1030 nucleotides. Its product is annotated as germin-like protein subfamily 3 member 3. Gene Ontology annotation, cellular component: cell wall. Gene Ontology annotation, molecular function: manganese ion binding. The record is from RefSeq and is a predicted model, not a curated record. The transcript has a single exon. Lineage: Eukaryota; Viridiplantae; Streptophyta; Magnoliopsida; Caryophyllales; Amaranthaceae. The coding region runs from base 101 to 727 and encodes 208 amino acids.
GCCACAAAGAAAACACAAUCAACCCAUCUACAUUACGAAAACCCAUCUCUUACUUACAUCCUUAAUUCACCAUUUGUACCAUCUAUUUCAAGCUUACACAAUGAACACUCUUUCAGUUUUCAUUAUUUUUUGUCUCUUAGCCUCCAUCUCACAAGCUAUAGAACUCGACUUUUGUGUUGGGGAUCUUAGUCUUCCAAGAGGACCUGAAGGAUAUGCUUGCAAAGAUCCUACUAAAGUCACAACUGAUGAUUUUGUAUACACGGGUUUCCGUGGUGAAAAAACUCCCAACAACGUGUUUGGGAACAAUGUGACAUUAGCAUUUUCAGAUGUGUUCCCAGCCUUCAAUGGUUUAGGCAUAUCUAUGGCCAGGUUAGAUUUUGCCGUAGGAGGAGUGAUACCAGUGCACUCUCAUCGUACGUCAGAAGUUCUUGUUUUAGUAAAAGGUUCAAUCAUUGCAGGAUUUAUUGAUACCAACAACACCGCAUACUAUAAACGAUUAGAAGUUGGUGAUGUCAUGGUGUUUCCACAAGCCAUGCUUCACUUCCAAAUCAACGUUGGUAAAACUCCUGCUACCGCUUUUGUUAGUUUGAAUGGUGCAAACCCAGCACUACAACUCACUCCUACGUCCUUAUUUGCUGGAAAUUUACCUGCUGAUAUUGCCCAGAAAAUCACACUUCUGAGUCGUAAGGAAGUAAGACGGAUGAAGCGAAUGUUUGGCACAGCUUAAUAUCCAUCUAUCUAAAGCUAAUUCUAAAUUAUAAGCCCCCAAUUUAUUUCAAUGUCCAACACAAUAAUUUUAUUCUAAAUUUAGUGAUGAUAAAUAAAGGGUAUUUAUAUGCCCCUUGUAUUCUCAUGAUUAAUAUAUUUGAGAUGUAAAUCUUUUUUUUAAUACUCCCUCAGCUUUGCCGAUCUUUAGUAAGUAGCUUUUACUUUUGAAAAUUUUAAUUAAAUAAGUGUUUGUCCUUUGAUUCAUCGCAUCAAUAUGUACUAGGGUUCAAUUAUACCCUGCAUGUAUAAGUAAGAAAACUGA